Molecule: messenger RNA, 1467 nt
Organism: Rhagoletis zephyria (snowberry fruit fly)
Lineage: Eukaryota; Metazoa; Arthropoda; Insecta; Diptera; Tephritidae
Product: solute carrier organic anion transporter family member 4C1-like
Biological process (GO): sodium-independent organic anion transport; transmembrane transport
Cellular component (GO): basolateral plasma membrane
Source: RefSeq, a predicted model, not a curated record
AUGGUACAGCUUGAAGCGAAAAUAAUGAACUCAGAGGUUCACGGAAAGAGUGAUGUUGAAUCAAAAUUGUUGGCAGAGGCCAAUAUUAAACCGUCGCCAUUCGAAGAGAAGGCACCGAAGAGGUUAAAGAAUGUGGAGGAUAGUGGCAAUAAAACAGAAAUCAAUGCAAUUCUACGCGAUAUGGCCAUAACCGGGGAUGUGCGUUGUGGUUUUUGGAUAUUUAAAGGUUCAUGUGUUCAAAGGCUGGCCAAUCAAUCCACCUAUGUGCUGCUCUAUGGCUUAGUGGGCUGUGUAUUUUCCAUGACUUAUGCCUACUUUAAUGGCACACUGACCACGCUCGAAAAGCGCUUUAAGAUACCAUCGAAAAAUACUGGCAUAAUAGCGAUUGGCAAUAAUAUUAGUCAAAUGGUUGUUUCGGCGGUACUCAGCUAUUAUGCGGGUAAAGGACACCGACCGCGUUGGAUUGCAUUUGGCAUAAUGACAAUAGUCGCCUUCUGCUGGCUCACCGCUGCGCCACAUUUCCUCUAUGGCCCCGGCAUAGAUGCGCUUGCGCUGACCACGGAAUUUGGUGGCAUUGCCGAUGGGAACGCAACAUUGGAAGUUUUGGAACAGCAGCGCGCAAAAGCAUUGUGUCGCGAUCGCAGCAAUGAGACCGCUUGUGCGCUAGAGGAGGGCAAUUUAGCACCACAAGCUGUGCUCUUCCUUGCCGAGGUCAUCUCUGGUAUAGGUGGUGCACUUUAUUACACGCUCGGCAUAUCUUAUAUGGAUGAUAAUACAAAGAAGUCCAAAACGCCAGCUUUAUUAAGUUUAUCCUAUUUCUUCCACAUGCUGGGUCCCGCUAUCGGUUACGCCUUGGCCUCAUUCUGUCUGCGUCUCUAUAUCGCACCACAAUUGCGUCCUGUCAUCAAUAACGAUGAUCCACGUUGGUUGGGCGCCUGGUGGAUGGGUUGGCUGUUGCUGGGCUCUGUACUCUUCGUAUGUGGCAUACUCUUUGCUAUGUUGCCAAAAGAAUUGCCACGUGCGAAAGCGCGUCGGCUUGCAGAGGAGCGUAAGCGCGAAGAAUCCAACGCGCUGAAAGCUGAAGCGUCGGUUGAGCUCGAGUCCGAGUUAGAGAAGGCAUCAUUUAGCGAUAUGUUGACCACUUUCAAGCGACUCCUCAAAAAUAAAACGCUCAUGUGUAAUCAUAUCUCUUCAAUAUUCUAUUAUUUUGGUUACACGCCAUACUGGAUAUUUACGCCCAAAUACAUUGAGAUACAAUAUCGGCAAUCGGCGGCAACUUCUAGCAUGGUCACCGGAACUGUUGCAUUGGCCUUCUCCGCUAUUGGCGUCUUACUAUCUGGCUUUGUUUUAUCCAAGUAUAAGCCAAGCGCCCGUUAUAUGGCCGCGUGGAAUGUACUUGUUGGACUGCUUACCGUUGCCGGUUGCAUUGCAUAUGCAUUUAUCGGCUGUCCAGGAAAUGAGCACUCA